Messenger RNA from Racocetra persica, 547 nucleotides. Lineage: Eukaryota; Fungi; Glomeromycota; Glomeromycetes; Diversisporales; Gigasporaceae. The record is from the annotation of a GenBank genome assembly.
AUGGAAGAAUUCGUUGUUAAUAAUAAUAUAUUAUAUGAACUUGCUGUUAAUCACAAUGCAUUAUAUGAUAAUAAUCAAGUAAAUUUCAGCAUUAACGAGGCACUAUAUGAUAAUCAAACUGAAUUUGAUAUCCACAAUGAUGUCGUAUAUGAGAUCGGUCAGCCUGGAAAUAAAAACAAUAAUGUGAUUAAUUUUGAAGAUGCAAAUUAUGAAAAUACGAUAAAUCAAAAAUGGAGUUAUAUAGUGGAUGAUAUACAUUGGUUUGUGAACAUUAUGGAAAGCCCGAGGCCACAAAAAGCAAGGAUUCAAAGAAGGAAACCACUUCUAAACGCAUUGGUUGAUGAACACACGAAUCAUAAUCUUGACCGUGAGCGUUUUGACUUUCUGGAAAACUUGGAAGCUCUGGAAGAAAAGUAUUUCUUAAAAGUUUACAUGCCUGUUCUGCAUCGGGUAAUUCAACGCUUUCGCUCAAAACCACGCGAUCAAACAAAUGAUGCUAGCCAUUUGUAUGAAGAAUUGGUAAAAAAAAAAGAAACUGACCCCGAUG